Cryptomeria japonica (Japanese cedar) is the source of this 1068-nucleotide messenger RNA. Its product is annotated as subtilisin-like protease SBT1.6. Lineage: Eukaryota; Viridiplantae; Streptophyta; Pinopsida; Cupressales; Cupressaceae. The coding region runs from base 1 to 1068 and encodes 355 amino acids. The transcript has 2 exons. The record is from RefSeq and is a predicted model, not a curated record. Gene Ontology annotation, biological process: proteolysis. Gene Ontology annotation, molecular function: serine-type endopeptidase activity.
AUGAUAGGUUAUACGAUUAAUUCAAAGGUGGAUUUCAACUCAACACGAGAUACCGAUGGCCAGGGGACAUACUUAGCCUCCAUCAUAGCAGGCCAGGGUAUCCCCGAUGCCAACUUUUUCGGCCUUGCAUCUGGUGUUGCCAAGGGAAUAGCACCACAUGCACGUCUAGCAAUAUACAAGGUUGCAUGGUAUGACUCUAGCUCUAUCACCGACCUUAUCUUUACAAAUAGUGAUAUUAUGAGUGCUAUGGAGCAAGCCAUAGUAGAUGGAGUGGAUAUCAUCUCAAUCUCCUUACCAUCAGAGAAACCCACUAUCGAAUACACAAAAGAUCCUAUUGUAUUGGCCUCCUUGAAAGCAACACAAAAUGGAGUGCUUGUGGUUGCAGGCGCAAGUGACAAUGGUCCUGAUGUUGGCACAGUUAGAAAUGAGGCUCCAUGGAUGCUCACAGUGGGGGCCAGCACCAUCGACAGAUCCUUUCAAGCCAUGAUCAAAUUGGGCGAUGGUGUGGUUGUUAAGGGCACAUCCUUGUAUACCAACAAGUUCUCCACUCCAAACUUGACAAUGGUUUACGGGUACAAUUGUCAAGAGAAUAGCUUGAUCCCCAAAUAUGUAACGGGCAACAUUCUCUUUUGUGACGAUAGCAGUGAUGUCAAUGUGUCUACACGUGUGCAUGUGGCCAGGACUACUGGAGCAGUGAUUGCCAUUGUUGUCUACGAUGAUGCAGUAGACUUGCCCUCCGAAAUCUACACAAUGUCAGUUGUGUUUGUAACUAGACACCAGUCAUAUGUCGUACUGAACUACUACGGCCUUGCAGAUGCUCCAGUUGCCAGCUUGCAAUUCAAAAUAACAGAGCUUGGCUACACUCCAGCACCCAUGCUAGCAACAUUUUCAUCAGUGGGUCCUGGCCCCAUGUUCCCAGAGAUCAUGAAACCUGACUUGUUGGGCCCUGGUGUCAAUAUCAUGGCCUCUCGCCCUAAUAGGCACCCACGACGUCGUGCAUGCAUACAGAUAGAUUCUGCCACAUCAGCAGCCGCUGCACACGUGGCAGGUAUGGCGGCGCUUCUUUAG